Molecule: messenger RNA, 1662 nt
Organism: Trypanosoma conorhini
Lineage: Eukaryota; Euglenozoa; Kinetoplastea; Trypanosomatida; Trypanosomatidae
Product: putative tyrosine protein kinase
Exons: 1
Coding region: 1-1662 (553 amino acids)
Biological process (GO): peptidyl-serine phosphorylation; autophagy; protein autophosphorylation
Cellular component (GO): cytoplasm; autophagosome
Molecular function (GO): ATP binding; protein serine/threonine kinase activity
Source: RefSeq, a predicted model, not a curated record
AUGCACCGUGACCUAAAGCCGGCCAAUAUUCUUCUGACUUCCAGCAAUAUUGACGAGGCUGUGGUGAAGGUGGCUGACUGGGGCAUGGCAAAGCAAACGCCGGCGCUUGGCAGGGGCCCGUGCGAUCCAACCGCAGAUGUAAUGUUUGAAUCUGCUGUGGGGACGGUAGCCUACAUGUCGCCCGAGCGGCUCUCGCGUGAACUGUACGACUACCAGGCGGAGGUAUGGGCGCUUGGGGUCAUCAUGUAUGAAUUGCUUUUUGCCAGGCACCCCUACCUGCACUCCGCCUCCUCGGUUCGCACGCCGGACCAGCUGUUGAAGGCCAUUACUCGUGCGGAGGAGGUGGAGAUGUCGUGCAACGUCCUCCGUUCCGACACGAAGCGACAGGGCGGGGGUGUGCUCAACCAAACUCCGUUGGGGGUUGGCCCGCUUUCGCGUGAGUGCUACGAGCUCUUGCGGCACAUUUUGGAUCCAGACUCGAAGACGCGCUACACGAUCGAACAGGUGCGAGCCCACCCGUGGAUUUCCCAGCCGGAAGCGAUGCGGGCAACGGAGGUGGUGCAGGCUGUGAAGCGCGCCGUGGACGCGGCUGCAGCUGAUGCAGAGGCCGUACUCACGGCAAAAGUGCUAACAGCGGAGGAGGAAGAUGUAGUGCCUGCCACCGCGGCCCUCACGGCCCAAGAAUCAUCCGCGGCAGAGGUGGUGGUGACGGUGUCGGCAACGACGACGGCGGCGGCGGCGGCGGCGGCUGACCUCCCGGCUCAAGUUCUCUCUAGGGAGGAGCAUCAGGGCGCGAUUAAUAUUCAGGGCCUUGGCCCUAACCAGAGUGCGUUGCAGCGUCAGCAAAUCAUUUAUCAAGCACUUCGCGACUAUUUUUACAUCCUACGUCACAACGUCUUGGAGGUGGAAAGCGACCCUGGCCGCGGGCUCGUGUUGUUGUCCUACGCCUGGGAGCUUCUCUGUGCGGCGGCAACGGCGGUACUACGGGAGGAACACCCUUUAACCGAUGGAAUGGUCUGCGUGGACGCCCCCAGCAGCACGUGUGCUGGCACCCGCGUUCCGCUGCGCCUUGCUCUUCCUGACGAUAUCAGGUUGAUGGAGAAUUACAUUCAGGAAACUGCGCAGCGGCUGAAGAGGAAUUUGUUGCCCAGCAGCACACUUAGAGGCCUGGGCUCCGCGCCGCUGGGGUUCUCCAGCGAGAACACACAAGGGCUGGAGGCCUCUUUUGAUUCUAUUGCGCCACCUCCGAUGAGCCCGCAAAAGUCGACGUACCCCAGCGCACACACACUGUUGUUCCAACGCACCGUGUCGCUCAUUCGUGCGGCGGCCACCGAGGAGCUUAUGCUCGGUGACACAAACGAGCAAGACAACGUCAUGGAGGAGGAGGAGGCACGACCCGACGGGCAACACGUUCGGCAGCAGCACAUGUACGAACAGGCCAUGGCCAUUCUGCGUCUGAUUCUGCAGCAAGUUGUCGUUCGUCGCCAGUCUUCCCUUCAUGGCGUUUGUCCUCCCUGUGGAAUCGACGCAGAGGAGGGCAACACGGUGCAGGUACUGACCGUGCCAUUGUUCCCCAUUAAGGAUGAGGCCGACCAACGUACGGUGCAGGCUCUCUUGCACACGGUGGAAAAGCAUUACCGUCGCCUUGUGAACGUCAAGUAG